AAUGAAUAUGUUGAUGAUUUUAAGUAGAAAAGGACCAAAUGCAUAUAUCCAAUUUCUGGUGGCCCUAGAAAGAUGUAACUAUACAUGGGUUAUCAAGAAACUAGAGCCUGACUGUGUUAUCUAUAAAGGAAAGAUCAAAUACAGUGGACAGAAGUUUUAUGAAUUGGUAGACAACACCAGUCCUAAAUAUAAAGAAUUUGUAAAAAGAUGUGAAAAUAAUAUUGAACAGGUCUACCAGGACAAACCAGGCCAACAAUUUGUAGUUGUAAAGAAAUUGGAGAAGGGUUGUGUUGAGGUAACAUUUCAUCUAAUAUCUUUGGGUGCAACUGAUGACGAUGGACUACACCGAUGUUUAAAUGAUGUGAUAGGGAGUGGCUUUAUUGGUACAGAUUCAGUUAAACCUGACGCAUUUUCUUUCCAUCGAAUAACAGAUGAACAAAUCGCACAGGAAAGAGAAUUGAGAACGUCCAAAAGAAUAAAUGACCUUGAAAAUGAAAUCCACACAUUGAAGUCGAAAGUAAAUGAUCUCGAAGUCGAAAACGCUGCCCUGAAGUCAGCGUCAUUGCAUGCUAGUGAAAUCGAGAAAUACAAAGAACAUGAAUCCAAAAAGUAUGCAGACAGAAUCCAAGAGCUGGAAUCGAAGCAGGAGCUGGUCAUCUGGUGCUUACAGAAAGAACUGGACCAAAUGAAGAUCGAUUACGACAAAUUGCAGUCGGACUAUGGACAACUUCGACACGAUAACGAAAAAAUUGCACAUGCUAGUGUUACAUUACAAACUAAUAAAAAAAAAUUUCAACAAGAAUUAGACAUAUUACUGUCUGACCAUAAAAAGCAUCAUCAAGACGAGUCCGAUCUUGCACCAUUUCAUCAAGAUGUAACGUACAUCGAGUAUAGCUAUGCAAAUUUUAAAAAGGAAGUAGACAAAUGGAGGUCUGGUCCUAUAUCGGAUAUACCUUGUUCUGGACAUGCAACAUUCCAAGCAGACACCUCGGUGGUCGGGUCCGUAGCAGGUGGUCCCCAUAUAUCACUUCAACAAGAACGAACCAAUAUCCGACCUGAUCAUAGUCCACUUGAACAACAACUAAACAAAUUACAGUCUCUCCAUACAACAAUCCUACAAACAUUAACAAAAUUGCAGUCUGAAUCCGACUACUAUGAUUACGGAUCGGUAUUGUGUGAUUAUUUGAUGAUGUUGUGUGACCGGAGAAAAAUUAUACAAUGA
Messenger RNA from Patella vulgata (common limpet), 1222 nucleotides. RefSeq lists its product as uncharacterized. The transcript is spliced from 6 exons. The record is from RefSeq and is a predicted model, not a curated record. NCBI's taxonomy places the organism in Eukaryota, Metazoa, Mollusca, Gastropoda, Patellidae. The coding region runs from base 2 to 1222 and encodes 406 amino acids.